Messenger RNA from Ooceraea biroi (clonal raider ant), 3513 nucleotides. Its product is annotated as centromere protein I. NCBI's taxonomy places the organism in Eukaryota, Metazoa, Arthropoda, Insecta, Hymenoptera, Formicidae. Gene Ontology annotation, biological process: mitotic sister chromatid segregation; CENP-A containing chromatin assembly. The record is from RefSeq and is a predicted model, not a curated record. Gene Ontology annotation, cellular component: inner kinetochore; kinetochore.
UGAAUUUGCUUGUUUUCAUAAUUUCCCCCUUGCGUUCUCCUAGUUUUUUCUCCUUUAAUGAAUUUGAUAUUGGUAUGCAUGACGCCUUUCGAUGAACGCGUUAUUCAUACACUUCAAUUUGAACUCGGUGAUACCAUGAUGGAUCGGUAGAAUAAUAGAUCUGACGUUAAAAUUGGAAUCAUUGUUUUUAUCGAGUGUAUUUGUACGUUUCGUUUUAAGUUUAAGUGUCCUGCUAUUUCAUGUGAUACGGAGUUUUAUUUGCAAACUUAUCAGGAUGACGGAGAGUGAAACAAGACAGGCAUGCUUAAAGUUUAUAAAAGCUGUUAAAUUAAAAGGUGCAAGGUAUAAUGAUUUUAGUACAUCCAGCACUGUACUACAAGAGGAAGCUGCAACGAGAGGAUUGGAUGACGAUGUUCUUAAUCAGCUGACAAAUGUUAUUGUAGAUAUAGAUUUACCUGCAAGCAAGAGGGUACUCUUAGUGAGGUGUUUAAUUCCAAGGUACAAAGUGCCUGAGAAGAUAGUGAAAUUAAUAAUCACUUGGUGUUUAUCCUCGCUGAAUGAGUUACCAUUGACCGUAUCCACAAUCGUAGUUCAGUGGAUCAUGGGUUUAUGCGACUACGAAUUGGUAGAUAGAAAAGUGAUCAACUUGUAUUACGAUAUCUUGUUUUAUAUAAUGCUUAAGAAAGAAAAAUUGGAACGUUACAUAGCACGCCUAAUUUAUGUGUUAACAAGGCCAGAGGAUGUUUGUCGUAGAGAUGUCUCGAGAUUGCUGGCGCUUCAAAAAAAUUACUCCAAACCUCCAACCCACAUUACCGCAUUACUUUGCUUGUUCAAGUCGUACAAGCCGGAAUUGGUGCCCGAGAGAAUACAAUCGGUGAAUAUGGAAAGUGGGUGGAAACCAAUUCCUGAAUUUCUACGAAUAGCAUUAGAAGAUGCUAGAGAUCGUGCAAACAUCCAGCAAUCUCAUCAGAACGGUCAAGCUCACUUUCAUUGGAAUGCAGUGCAGAAUAUAAAUGUCCAGAGGAGGAAAAAGGUGCUUUUACCAUCCAUUGGAUAUUUUCAUAUUGGCUCAAGUAUUUUUAAAGACAAAGAGGCAAAGUCAAUUUUUGAUAUAAGCAGCACAGAGGAAUUGGGAAAAUAUCAUCAGACUAUAGAGUUACCUUGCAAUGCUGUUUCACUUUUGGCGAACAUGGCUGGUUAUCAUCUCCUUACAUACGCAGAGUUUCAGUAUCAAAGUAGAUUUUCGUACAAUCUUUAUAACACGCUCACGAGAGCGUUUAUAUUGGAGAAUGGAAAGUUCUCUGAGGAGGAAAUGGACAAAUUCCUUACUAUGACAGUUGAAUUUUCUCGGUAUAUACAAGAGGGAAUACUCGUAGUUAAGUUGUUCUUUGACGAAUAUCUGUAUUAUAAUACCGGAGAACACUUACUGAAGCUGCUUGACUUGUUGCAAUGGAUGACUUCGAUAUCAGUAGCUGAAUUACGCGAAAACAUUCUGAUACACGUGCAGAACAUAUUUGCCGAAUCGAGCUUAGAAAUGAAAUGUGAAAUAAUUAAGUCACUGCGGAAGCUAAUUACAAAUUUGUUUGUGAGACAAGGACUCGAAGAGCAAUGCAAAAACACAUCAUCGUCCUUCUUACGACAAGGUCCACUAGAGAAUUUAGCAGAAAUUGUACCCACGCUCACGGCAAUAUCGGAAGAUCUCAUCACGUAUGGGUUAAACGUACACAAUUUUAAUAUUAUAUUAUUAUCGGAAGCUUUGGAAUUUUACGAGCAAAUCUGCACGUUGGAAAGUCUUAGCCAUGUAGUCUGUUGGACGAUAUCACCAGCAGCAGUUAUUUAUGGAGCCUUUCUUACAAAAAGUUGCGCUAUCUUAUCAAGAGUUUGCAAGUUACUGUUAAGAUAUCGUCACAUGAGCCCACAUUUACGGCAGAUUUUGCCAUCGGACAUGUAUCAAGAAAAGAUUCACAUUAUAUCUGUUUAUGCGUAUGAUAUUCACAAAGCAUUAUGGUACGAUGAGCCUUUUAGUGCACGAGAGGACGGCAAACUUCUGAGAAAUCUUUCGAAGAGAGUAAUCAGCGAUUUGAAAGAUUGCGAUUUAGACUCUCUAUUGAGUAUUAGCAGCCAUUACGCUAUAUUAUCUUAUAGAUGUACAAUAAAUCAUAUGGGUUUAAAUAUAAAUACCAAGGAGGAUGCUGCGGCUAUGGCUGCAUGUUAUUAUCCUGCAAUAAACGAAUUUCUUGCUGUGUUUCACACGUGACUUACCUUAAAUUCUUGUAAAAAAAGGCAUGCGCUUUAUAAUAUGUACAUACAAUAUUCUAAUACGACAUUAAUUAUUGCAAAGAAACUAUAUGUAAAGCAAAGUAAAUUUUCACAAUUCCUAAUGCAGUCCGCAUUUUUUAACGAAGUUAUCUUGCAGUUAUUUAAAAUAAAAAUUUCUUUAAUAUGUUCAAAAGUAAAUAAAUUACAUUUUAUCAAUAAUUAUGCGUUUGCAGUAUGUUUGCAUAAAAUCAUUUGCGAUUCAAGUUUUGAAUUCUUUUGAUGAAAAAUCGAUAAACACAAGCAACGAAAAGAGAUUAAUGGGGAAAACUUAGAGUUGUUUCUUUCUGUGUGUGUGUACGUGUUAAUACAAAAGUUUGAUGUAAAAGGAAACGGUUCCAAGAUAAUGUUGAAAAUUAAAUAUAUGAUAGAAUUUAUUUUAUCAUUACAUUUCGACGGUACGUAUCUCUUAUUAUUCAACUUUUUUAUACGUCUAACUUCUAUAUCGCUUUAACUCUUACGAUUAAUAAUGCAAAGAAUAGCACAGUAUGUCCAAUAAUAUAAACAAAAUGUGCUAGUAGUAUGUCACAUACUCAUAGUGGACCAAGUCUGACAUUUUCCGAUUGAAUAAACUAAGGGCAGUGACUUUAGCUUAAAUCUUAAGAAAUUUGUUCAGUGUAAAAACAAUGUAUAUACAUUAUGAAAAUUAUGAAACAUUGCUUUAGAGCUGAUUUCAACGAAUGCAUUACGUCAUAUGUAUAUGGCACGAACAGAUUAAUUACCACUUAAUGUUUGCGUAACGUCGGCCAUACCUAAUCCGUAUCCCAAUAUUAUGUAUGAUGCAUAACGAGAUACAUGUCGAUGUUACUCUUUAGACUAAACUUUCUACAUAUUACUUAAUGAAUUACGCAAAUCUCGGAUAAUUUUUCCGUGUAUUUUCAUAAUUUUCAGAAUAUUGCUUUCGUCAGCUAAUUGCGAACAGACUUUAAUCGUGUACGAAUAUGUGAAUAAUCACAAAGCAUGAGAAAGACGAUAGUAUUUUAUACUGUACUCUCAGUAGAAUGUUUUAUACAAUAUUCGACAUACAUGUUUAUAAAAACUGAAUUUUAAAAAAAUACAAUUACAUUGUAAACGGGUGUGUAAAAAUAUUUUCGCAUGUUAUUUAAUUUCAUGCCCACCUGACAGUGGGCAUAAAGUUGCAACACGUUUAGAUGAUACUCUUAGAUCUUCAAAAAAUGAAUAAUAAAUGAGAAUGGC